GGAGUCCAAGUGAACGCAGUGAAUCCCACUCUUGUCAGCACCAACAUCUACCGCCACUACACGGACGACCCUGACGCCAACAACGCAUUACUGGAGCAGUUUGCCAGACUCCAUCCCCUGCACGGCCGGGCGAGCACACCCGAGGAGCAGGCUGAGGUCAUCGUCUACCUGUCCAGCAAGGCCGCCAAUUUUGUAUCGGGCCAAUGCAUCUUGGUGGAUGGGGCGAUAACGCUCCAAGGUGCUGCUACCUGCAACUAA
Lymnaea stagnalis (great pond snail) is the source of this 258-nucleotide messenger RNA. NCBI's taxonomy places the organism in Eukaryota, Metazoa, Mollusca, Gastropoda, Lymnaeidae. The record is from the annotation of a GenBank genome assembly.